AUGGAUGAACAAAAACAAAUCCUGGACCUAAUGGAAGACAGAAGGAAAGCAAACGAUGUAAAUAAAUACAAGGAACUGGACAAAUUGGUAAAGAAGAAAUGUAAUGCAGCAAAGGAAGAAUGGAUAAAUAAGGAGUGCACUGAAAUCGAAAUGAACACAAACAUCGAUAGCAAACUCUUGCACAAAAAGAUACAAGAAGUGAAAGGAAAGAAAGCUACAGCGAAAACUGGCUGCCUAAAGUCUAAAGAUGGUGCUAUUCUUAAGGAAAAGGAGGAUAUUCUAAACCGAUGGUCUGAAUACAUUGAGGAGCUCUUUCACGAUGACAGAGGCCCACCACCUGAGAUUAGUAAUAUAGAUGAAGGACCUGUAAUCCUCGAAGAUGAAGUACGCAAUGCCUUUAGAAAGAUGAAGAGUGGUAAAGCACCAGGACCUGAUGACAUCCCAUCCGAAUUGAUAAUUGCAUUAGAUGAACUGGCAAUUAAGGCGGUUACAAAUUUACUGAACAGUAUCCACGACUCAGGCAACAUCCCAGAGGACAUGAAGAAGUCUAUAUACAUUGCAAUUCCUAAGAAACCAGGUACAGUCGAAUGCGAUCAACACAUGAACAGAAUGAGAAACAAAAUACUACCAGAAAUAUCAGAGACACAAUUUAGAUUCAUGGCUGACAAAGGAACAAGAAAUGCAAACUUGAUGACUCUCAUGGAAAGAUCCACCGAGGAAGCAGCCAUCAGAGUCGAUCAUGACUGCAGCGAAUAA
Messenger RNA from Penaeus chinensis, 756 nucleotides. RefSeq lists its product as uncharacterized. The transcript has 2 exons. The coding region runs from base 1 to 756 and encodes 251 amino acids. The record is from RefSeq and is a predicted model, not a curated record. Lineage: Eukaryota; Metazoa; Arthropoda; Malacostraca; Decapoda; Penaeidae.